AUGAAUUGUACGAAAUUGUUAACGAACGAAGGAGUGAUUGACUUGUGGCAGGAGGAACUGCGGACCAUGCCGAAACGAUAUAAAAGGGGCAAAGCAUUUCCAAUCUCCUUCAGCUUUGUCCUCGUCGACGCAGUUACACUUCCCCUAGCCACUGACAUGAUUUCGAGCUCUGUUCGCACCAUCUUGCUUACUCUUGCCUCUUUGGCGGUCGUUGCGUCGGCAGCUCCUUCGCUGUUGCUCGAAGUCACCGGCCCAGCGAGCGUCUCGGAUGUCGAAAACUUGAAGAUUCUUACGACCAUCACCAAUACCGGCGAGGAGACCCUCAAGGUCCUCGACGAUCCCCGCGGCGCUCUCUCGCAGAUGCCCACUGACACUUUCGUCAUCACGGAUGGAAAAGGCGUCCGACCUGCCUUCAAGAUUCUUGUCCCCGGUCAGUCCCUUGAAGUUGAGCACAACCUCGGAGCGGCCUACAACUUCACAUUCUCCGGCUCCGGCGCCUACGACAUUCGGGCUUCCAAUUUGUUUUAUAUCGUCGACCACGAUGGUACUGUGAGUACCGUGUACGCUGAACACCUCUCGGCGCACAAGGCACACGUCUCUGGAAAACUCGCUGUCGCUCGCCCUGACCUUAGCAAGCGCGCGACGUACAACGGUUGCUCCGUAGCCAGGCAGGACAUCCUCACCUCUGCUGCCAAAGCCGCCCAAACCUACACCUCGAGCGCGCUCUCAUACCUCACUUCGCACACCUCCACCUCGUCCCGCUACACGACUUGGUUUGGAACAUACAUUGCCGUCAGCGCCAUCAGCAACAACACGCUCUCCUCGUUCACGUACGAUUGCACCUGCACCAAGUCGAAUGUUUACGCCUACGUCUAUCCUAAUGUCUUCGGACGCAUCUACCUCUGUGGUGCUUUCUGGAAUGCACCGUUCACGGGAACAGACUCCCAGGCUGGAACCAUCGUCCACGAGUCGUCUCACUUCGAUGCGAAUGGCGGAACUCGGGACUACGCCUACGGGAAAUCAGCAUGCAAGUCACUGGCGAUCAGCUCCCCAGAAACAGCGGUAAAGAACGCCGAUUCUCAUGAUUUGUCAAUUUUGGCCUGGAAUAUCAAUGGACACCUCGCGCUGAAAAUAGCGCGUAAACGCUUCGUUGAUCUAAUUGUCGCCAAUGACAUCUGUAUCUUCCAGGAGACUUUUCUCUCUCCACGGCAAGAAGAAUGUCUUGUGCUUCCUAAAGGAUACCACGCCCUCUGCACAUCGCGUCCUCUCCGAUCGCGGGGCCGUCUCCCUGGUGGCGGUGUCGCCGCCAUCAUAAAGGACGAUGUCGCCUAUGACGUCUGCGACCUGGUCCUCGACUUACACUCCUUUGUCCUGAUUGGCACCUAUCUUCUUCCUGCUGGUUCCAACUGGCGGAAGUGGACGAAAAUUGACCCCGCCCGCCGACUCGCUGAAUGUGUCACCUUUUGCUCGAACAGCGAAGAUAAGCCCGUCCUCCUCCUCGGUGACUUGAACGCCCGGACGGGCUCACUUCAGGCAGAACACUCCGAGUUACAACACUGCUCAAACGACAUUGUUAGCAAUGCACGCGGGAAAUGGUUGAUCGAGCUGUGCAACACCAACUCUCUCCACAUCCUCAACGGGACUGCGAAAGAAGACUCCGCUUCCGGGAGCUGGACCUCCUUUCAACCUGCCGGACAAUCUGUCAUUGACUAUGCAGUCGGAGCAACAGCGCUACUCAACUCUGUUCUCCUCAUGCGGGCUGAGAGACUGUCGUCAUCGGAUGACCAUGCCUGCCUAUACAUCACUAUUGACGGUGGCUCAGUGCAACCUAUUGAGGACACCUCCCCAACUGUCCCCUCUUCCAAUCUCCUGCCUUCACCUUCUUCGUGGUCUGCCGUGGAUAAACAGCUCCAUGCCCUACUUAACAACCCCGUGUCCGAUUGUGACGCAAUUCUCAAACUCUACGGACCUGCCUACUUUCAUAGCAACCCUACCAAUAUUUGGGUCGCCUCCGUAGAAGUGCAGAAGGGCGUGGUGGGGGUAGCAUGUCACUGGAGGGAUGGAAAGUCAGAAUCCUUCAUAUGCCGGGGUUCUAUCGCUCUCGGUGUCCUGGCAGGGAUCUCCAGAGCUUUACUUCAUUCUCCCCCCAAUCGUCCUCUCUGGAUCUUCACCUCCUCUGAUGAGACAAUACGUACGCUGGCUUAUCGAGCUGGACGGCUGGCGUGGGAGGGAUGGUGCUGCAAAUAUGCGGAUUCGAUCAGAUUUGUGGUCGAUCUUAUCAUUAGCCGCUCCGCCUCCGUGGAUUUGAAGACGAUUAGGCUGCGUCGCCUGGAACCGAAUUGUGCCUGGAGCCAAGCAGUGAACAUUGCGAGCUCUGCCCAUCUCUUCGCUCAUGACGUCUCUUUCCCCCCGAAUGACGAUUCGGAUCGACUCGAUUGGAAACACCCCACCGAUAUCCCACCGAUUACCAACCGCCCUAAAGUCCUGGCCAAUAUCCCUGAGGACCCCAUCCAAGAGACGCCUACACGGUUGGACCUCCUCCCCCUUCAUGCUCCCACACUGCGCGAUGUUGAUCGAACUUCUGAAUCACAUCGUGGCCGAGCCGAGAGCAGGGACCUCAUGUGGGAGAACCUAAGGGAGCUUUUAGCUUGCGAGUCGAUAGCAGACUUUUGGGCACUCUUCAAGCGCUGGAAUGACCCGAAACCCACACAGCCCAAAAUCCGGUUAUUAACCCUGAAGGAAAAUUUUGCUGCCCGCAUGAAUCCGCCCUCAUCACUACCCCCUUCAUUCGACGCGUCUCUUUUCGCUCGACAUGAACUGACUAUGAAGGCCGUCCCUAUCCAUACCAUUGACAUCUCCCCUAAUCUACACUUCUCUCGCCCUUUCGCAACAGUAGAGGUUGACUGGGCAAAAACCCAUAUACGCAAGCGAGGGCUUCACAAGGCUAAGGGGAUCGAUGGCGUUGAUUAUUCCCAAAUCUUCGGUGUUGAAAGUGCAGAUUGGGCCGAUUUCUUUAACCUGUGCAUCUCCGAGUUCGACGCUCCAGGGAACUGGCUCACUACAUUACUUGCUGCGUUUCUCAAGCGCGGUAAAGACCCGAGCGAUCCUGACAGCUACCGACUCAUCGGCUGGGAGUGUGGGAUUCUCAAGAUGAUGAUGCUCAUGAAUGCACGCAGGCUCCGGGAUUGGAUGAACGAAAUGAAUAUCCUCCCACCAUCUCAGAACGGCUUCCGAGAAGGUUAUCGCACCACCAACUGCGCUUUCAUCCUACGCUGUGCUGUAGACCGGGCCCGGGCUGAGGGUAAAUCACUUCAUGUCGCCUUCGUGGACCUCAAGAAUGCAUUUCCAACCACCAAUCUUUCGACGCUGUGGCUAAAUUUCUAUAACAAGGGUGCUAAGGGUCCAAUAAUUGACUGGAUGCGAAUGCUUUAUAGCCGCAUGCAGUAUGCUGUCGUCACCGGUGCUGAACCAGGAUUCUGCUCCGAACCUUUCCGUUCACUAUGGGGCAUCCUCGCUGGCGAUACCGCCUCUCCCGACCUGUUCAACAUCAUGAUGUCAGACUUCAACCCACCCGCCCCCCGACAUGGCAUAUUCAUCGACGGCGAUUCCAUUUACCAUCUGGAACAAGCCGAUGACAUUCUCCUGAUGGCCACUGAGCUCCCGUGUCUUCAAGACCUCGUCCACUACACAGAAGAUUGGACCGGCGUGAAUUCCUUUAUCAUUAGCUCGACUAAGUCCUUGGGUGUGGUGUUUGGACCCCUUCCCCAAUCACUCUCCAACCUCUCCAUCGGCGAUGAUAACCUCAUAUUCACCGACUGCUUCAAAUAUGUGGGAAUUACCUUCUCAUCCACGGAAAGAUGCAUAUUUGCCCAGCACUAUCGUAACAAAGCGUCUUCAGCAUUGAACACGGCGUAUAACAUCAUGGGAUCCGAGGUCUAUAUGAGCACAGUUGACGCUGACCUCACAUUCGGCUGCGAAACCAUCAUCGACAUAGACCUUUCACUGCUGGCUCUCCUCGAGAAUGUCCAAGUGGAAUUUUUUCGUCUCCUCCUCGGUGUACAUGAUCGAUCGCCGCGUGCUAUCUUGUUCAUCGAAACUGGUGUGAUGCCUUUAAAAUACCGCAGAAUUGUCCUGGCCUUACGUUCGAUCCACAAACUCCUUACAAACAUCAAGAGCGAAUAUGCUUUGAGGGCUCUCCGGGAUUCCAUUCGACUCUGGGAAGAGGGCAAACCCUGCUAUAUUGGAGACAUACAUGUCCUAGCUAAUCUUCCCCUUCCGGUGUCGUUCCGCCCCUCCCAUAUUUCGAACCCCGAUUCAAUACCGAAUCUGAUCCAGGAGUCAACCCUCUCCCCAGCCGCUUACGAAGGUCAGCCUACCUCGAUGAAAUCCAUGUGCCUGCCUACCGAAAAGCACUCACCCUUCUACGCACAUCUUGCCAUUUCUUGGCAAUCGAAUGUCUUCGCUGGCGGGAAAGAGGACAAAAACCAGUACCUCGGCACCAUCGCCUGUGCCAAAGCCGAGAUACGUUCCGCACGCGAGGAGUUCUUCCUGACAGCCACUGAGAGAGUUCCGACGGUACCAGAUGACUUCGCUAGAUUGACACACGUCGACUUUCUUCGCUCUGUUUUGAAAACUCGAGUGCUGGAGUUUCCACUAGGCAGACUAGCCCAUCGUAUUUUCACCUUCUACGAUCGCUAUCCACCUUAUCUAUUACCACAGUACCGUGACGCUUAA
This is a messenger RNA of Cyclocybe aegerita, 4734 nucleotides long. The record is from the annotation of a GenBank genome assembly. NCBI's taxonomy places the organism in Eukaryota, Fungi, Basidiomycota, Agaricomycetes, Agaricales, Hemipholiotaceae.